Lactuca virosa is the source of this 1514-nucleotide messenger RNA. The record is from the annotation of a GenBank genome assembly. NCBI's taxonomy places the organism in Eukaryota, Viridiplantae, Streptophyta, Magnoliopsida, Asterales, Asteraceae.
CUUUAGCUCCCCAAGUCCCAUUUCCCAACCCUAAAAAUCGAACUUCGAAUAUAUUAGGAUUUAGGGCGAAGUCGUCUUCGCCGACUGGAACAGCCGACGUAUUCCGUGUUUGUAACGUUUUUCUUAUUCCUAUAUAAUAUCCCCAUCUAUUCACUGUUCUCCUCUCCUCUCUCUCUCUCGGAAAAAUGGAAGGUUUGGAAAAAAUGGAAGGGUUGUCAUGCAACGCCUGCAACAAAAAAUUCGAUAAUGAAAACGAUCAGAAGCCCCAUUACAAGUCCGAAUGGCACCGUUACAAUCUCAAACGGAAGCUUGCAGGAGUUCCAGGAGUAACAGAAGCUCUCUUCUUAGCCAGACAGUCCACACUUGCUGAAGAGAAGAACAAGCUAAACGGGCCCGCUAUGAUGUACAGCUGUCGCCUAUGUGGCAAAGGGUAUAGAAGCGCCAAGGCUCAUGCUCAACAUCUUAACUCUCGGGCCCACAUAACACGCGCUUCCGAAGAUGGUCAAGAAGAGGAAAAUAAUGCAAUAAUAAAACCACUUCCACCCCGUAUUGUAAAGAAACCUGUUAAGCAGCAAGAGGAAUCAGAUGAAGAAAGUGAAGAUAGUGAAUGGGAGGAAGUUACUGAGAAAGAUGACGUGGUUGGUGACAUGGCAUCACCUUCUACACAUAUGGAAGUCAAUGAUGAUGAGGAUGAUAGUGAUGAUGACAUGGAUGAGGAUGAAGAUGAGGUGGAUCCAACAUGCUGCUUUAUGUGUGAUAAAGAGCAUAAAACUAUUGAAAGCUGUAUGGUUCAUCUGCACAAGCAUCAUGGGUUUUUUGUACCUGAUAUCGAGUAUCUGAAAGAUCCAAGUGGCCUUCUCACAUAUCUUGGACUGAAGGUGAAGCGUGAUUUCAUAUGUUUAUAUUGCAACAGCAACUGCCAACCAUUCAGUAGUUUGGAAGCAGUUAGGAAACAUAUGGUGGCAAAAAGUCAUUGCAAAGUACACUAUGGUGAUGAUGAUGAAGAAGAAGAAGCUGAGCUAGAAGAGUUCUAUGAUUACACCAGCAGUUACGUGGAUGCAGAUGGGAAGCAAUUGGUUACAGCAGAUGGGACAAGUGAGGGUAUAGAACUUGGGAGUGGUGGGUCCGAGCUUAUAAUAAAAACAGUAAAUGAAAAUAAAGUAUCAACAAAAGCAAUUGGUUCAAGGGAAUAUUUGCGUUAUUAUCGCCAAAAACCACGCCCAUCUCCAGAUGGUGUUCCCAUUACAGCUGUAUUGGCUGCAAGGUAUAGGAGCAUGGGGUUGUCGACUGUGCAAUCGAAAGAGAACAUGGUGAGGAUGAAGGUGAUGAAGCAGAUGAACAGAUCAGGGGUCGAUUUUAUGCGUUCCAAGAUGGGCAUGAAAAGCAAUGUCAUCCGGAACCUUCCAAACAAUGUUACAUAUUAAGUCCUCCAUCUUCAUCUCCAUCUCCAUGUACUACCGGCACUUUGUGUUUUUUUUCUCAUAUCCAUAUAAUAUUCUUACCAGUACCCCUGG